AUGGUCCUCGAAGAAGCCACUCAGCCCGACGAAUCGUUCUCUGAUGCUGCGCCUAGCAACGAUGAAGACCCAUACUCCGGCGACCGGAAUCCUACAGUCCUCGCAACCCGCGAUCCAUCUCACGUUCAAGCAGCACCAGGCGUUUACGUGAACCUCAAUACCUUGCCUAAACUCUGGACGCCUUUCGAAUGGGCCGGCGUUGAAGCUCCACCUGCACCAACCCUUGCCAAGGGCAUUCAAGACACCAGUCGAAUGGCAAGCCAAGUGCUCGAACGACCCGUCAGCCAAGAAGAGGCGGACGCGUUAUCAUUCCACCUCGCGAGAUCACUACGCAUUGGAAGCUAUGGAGCCCCUAUCGGCUUUGCUUUAGCGUCUAUACAAUGCUAUCGCACCGCAGGGACGCUGAGGUUCCCAGGCUGGACACCCAACCCAGAGCAAUACAGCCCAGAUCGGUUCACGAAAUUCGUUCGUGGCUAUGCGGCAAGAGUCCUGUGGUCUUCGGCAAGAUUUACAGCAUAUAGUAUUGUUGGAAUUACUCUUGGACAGAUUUUCUUUGGAAGUUAUGCUCUGUCAUCGGGCAGCGCGGGAAGGCUGAUGGAUUCGAGGUUGAAGUCUCUGCAUGAGAAGAUUCGAGAAAAGCAAAAAAAUGGACAGAAUGGUGAUUUGAUGAUGGGCGGAAGACAGAUGGAUCGAACUACAGGGCCGAGAGAUGGAGAGACGAGGGAUAUGGCGAGACAGAGGGCCAGAAUACAGAGGCAGCAGGCGCAGCAAGGAAGCGGAGAUGACAUGUCUCCUACUGGCGGAAGUUUUGGGAAUGAGUAUCUGGACACGGGAAAGCAGCAGCAGUUCGAUACCGAAUUAAUGAGCGAUGGUCAGACGCAACAGAGGGAUCGUUUCUUUGAGCAAGAGGGGCAGAGAUGGCAACAGCAGCAGCAACAACAACAACAACAACAACAACAACAACACCAGCAUAACGCUGCUCGCACACAGAGCAGGCAACCUGUCGAUGAUGCUUCCCCUGCAGCUCAAGAGAAUUCUCCAAAGCAGACUGGCAGCGCAUGGGAGCGACUACGGCAGCAAGCGGCUUCGGGGCAAUCUCAACAGCCUUCAAGGUCAAGCGGGGGACAGAAGGCUACAACUUCCCCUUCGUCCUCGUCCGAUGGUGACAGUUUCAGUUUCUCGCAGGGCGAGGAAGACAAGGUGCUCGCAAAGUCGGAGGCACAGAAGCAGUUCGAUGCUAGGAUUGAACGAGAAAGAGAAGGGAAGGACUUCGAUGAUCAGAGUGGGAGGAGAGGAUGGAGGUAG
Lecanosticta acicola is the source of this 1305-nucleotide messenger RNA. The record is from the annotation of a GenBank genome assembly. Lineage: Eukaryota; Fungi; Ascomycota; Dothideomycetes; Mycosphaerellales; Mycosphaerellaceae.